AUGAAGAGUGAUGGUUGUCACUAUGAUUAUGGGCUUCGCGGACGACAACUGGAAACGCGAAAGAUGCACGGAAAUGGCGAAACGGAUGGGUCUCGGAUGCCUCAUCUACGCUCAACGGAACUUACAUAUCCGAACUCACCAAAAAAUGAACAUGAAGAACGACCUGACCUAGGAGGGAGGAAACGAGCGCUUUGGGUAGCUUAUAAGAGCAUCGAGGAGGUAGUGAAAAAGACCAGGAACACCUAA
Molecule: messenger RNA, 246 nt
Organism: Necator americanus (New World hookworm)
Lineage: Eukaryota; Metazoa; Nematoda; Chromadorea; Rhabditida; Ancylostomatidae
Exons: 2
Coding region: 1-246 (81 amino acids)
Source: RefSeq, a predicted model, not a curated record